AUGAGUUUACUGGUUCCGUCCCUUCGAGCAUUUUCAACGUCAUUAUUGAAGAUCCUAGCACUUAAAGAAAACAAGCUUUCAGGUACUCUACCUUCAGAUUUAGGACGUGGAAUGCCAAGCCUAGAAGAACUAUAUUGUGGAUCCAAUAAUUUGAGUGGUUUCAUAUCUGCUUCCAUCUCAAAUUCCUCAAGAUUCAGAAUACUUGAUCUCCCAAGCAACAGUUUCACAGGUCCAAUUCCUGAAUCACUUGGUAACUUAGAGUACCUUGAGUUUCUAAACUUGGGCGGGAAUCAUUUUUCCAUCGAUUCAGCACUGAGCUUCCUCACAUCUUUGACAAACUGUAGGAAACUAAAAGAAGUUGGUUUUGCAUGGAAUCCAUUGGAUGGUGUUUUUCCGGCAUCUGUUGUGAAUUUCACCGACUCUCUACGAGUUUUGGAAGGACAUGGUUGUAAAUUGAAGGGCGUCAUUCCUGAACAAAUUGGAAAUCUUACAGGACUGAUAAAUCUAAAUUUGUUUGACAAUGAGUUGACUGGACAUAUUCCAAAUACUCUACAAGGCAUGCUGAACCUUCAAGAACUUUUCCUAGGUAGCAACAAGUUUGUAGGUAUCAUACCUGAUACUAUCUACAAUUUAAGGAAUCUUGGAGUAUUACACCUCAGAAAGUCAGUUUUCUGGUUCAGUGCCACCAUGCAUAGGGAACGUUAUCAGUUUGAGUCUAAUUUAUUAAGUGGGGAAAUUCCUCAAGAGAUCGGAAAUUUAGAGACUGCAACAAUCAUUGAUAUGUCAAAACAUGAUUUUUUUGGUAAGAUCCCUAGCACUUUAGGGGAUCUAGUUAAAUUGAUUGAUCUUUCUCUAGCACAUAAUAGAUUGGAUGGACGUAUUCCAGAUUUAUUUGGCAAAAUGUUGUCCUUGGAAUUCUUUGAUUUGAGCCAUAACAAUCUUAGUGGAGUAAUUCCAAAGUCACUAGAAGCUCUUGUGUAUCUCAAACACCUGAACAUCUCAUUUAAUAAACUCAGUGGAGAGAUUCCUUCUGGUGGUCCAUUUUCAAAUUUCACUAGCAAAUCUUUCCUGUCCAAUAACGCACUCUGUGGUGAUUCUAAGUUUAAUGUGUCACCAUGCAUCAUCAAAUCUCCCAAGAGAAAUAAGCCAAUCUUGGUUCUAUAUGUCCUUUCUGGAGUGGGUCAAGCAGAUGUAUCUCUAGUAAAGGGGAAUGAAAGAAUUUCUUACCAUGAACUUGAACAAGCAAUAGAAGGAUUCAGCGAAAGCAACGUGCUUGGUAACGGGAGUUUCAGCAAGGUCUACAAAGGGAUACUUAAGGAUGAUACUCUUUUGGCAGAAAAGGUAUUUAAUGUGAGAUUGGAUGGUGCAUUCAAAAGUUUUGAUACAGAAUGUGAGAUUUUGCGAAACCUCCGCCAUCGAAAUCUUACUAAAGUCAUCACUAGUUGCUCCAACGUUGAUUUCAAAGCAUUAGUAUUAGAAUACAUGCCGAAUGGGACACUUGAAAAAUGGCUACAUAGUCAUAACCUUUUCUUAGACAUGUUCCAAAGAUUAGAUAAAAUGAUAGAUGUUGUAUCUGAGAUGGUCUAUCUCCACAAUGGUUGUUCAAGUCCGGUGGGGAGACUUUUGUCCAAACAAGGACAAUUGCAACCAUUGGAUAUAUUGCUCCAGGUAAUCAAUAGGGAUCAUACUCUAACAAGUGGUAUCAGAGACGGUUGUCUUACUGGUCACAGUGAAGGUCAAUCCACUACUAGAUCCCCACUCUUUCAUGGUACUCAUUUCAUCUGGCGGAAAGCUAGGAUGGAGAUGUUUAUUCAAGGAGAAGACUAUGAAUUAUGGGAUAGGAUUACUGAAGGUCCUACUAUCCCUAUGAAGACAGAAAAUGAUGUGCAAGUCAAGAAAAUAAGGAGUGAGUUUACUGCUGAUGAUAUUUUGGCUUUAAAGAAAAAUACUAAGGCAAAGAAUAUCCUAGUCUGUGGUCUAGGACCUGCUGAAUACAAUAGAAUAUCUACCUGUACCACUGCUAAGCAAAUAUGGGAUGCCUUAGUAAAUGCCCAUGAAGGUACCUCUCAG
Molecule: messenger RNA, 2070 nt
Organism: Capsicum annuum
Lineage: Eukaryota; Viridiplantae; Streptophyta; Magnoliopsida; Solanales; Solanaceae
Product: probable LRR receptor-like serine/threonine-protein kinase At3g47570
Exons: 5
Biological process (GO): protein phosphorylation
Molecular function (GO): protein binding; protein kinase activity; ATP binding
Source: RefSeq, a predicted model, not a curated record